Molecule: messenger RNA, 442 nt
Organism: Mucor mucedo
Lineage: Eukaryota; Fungi; Mucoromycota; Mucoromycetes; Mucorales; Mucoraceae
Exons: 3
Coding region: 1-354 (117 amino acids)
Source: RefSeq, a predicted model, not a curated record
AUGUCUUCAAGCACAUCUGAUAUUUCAGACAACUCUACAAGUACACACGCAUCAUCUGACACAGCUACCAAUAUUGAUAACCGUCCAACAAGCAAAAAAAGAAUGAAUGUUGCUCUUGAUAAUGGAAAUCACCCGCAUACAAUGGGUAAAAAAGCUAAACUGGAUUCACCUUCAAGAUCAUCCAAUGAGUCUGACACUGACACGCAGCAACAAGAAAAACGAAAACCUGGUAGACCAAAAAAAAAGGGAGAACCAUCUAAAAAAGAGAUCGCUGAUCAGCUACCCGAUAUCAUAAAAAAGGCAAGAGGAAGACCGAAAAAAGAUUCAGACAAGGAACCAUCAAAAAGUAAAUAGAACGUGAUUCUCUGAUAUUAAAACCGGCUACUUUACGUAUGCCACGCAUAAAUUUAAAAUGAAAUAUUAUUAGUUCUAAAUAUGACGC